AAAUACAUAAUAAAUAUCACAUUUUAUCUCUGAAGCAGACAACUUCUCAAAAAUUGUAGACCAGUGUUACACUUUACAUUAAAGUUCCCAUGACAAGUGUAAAAGUGUUGCAGAGUGGAAAGAGUUAAACACUGCAGCUAGUCAAAAUUCUGAAUGGGGGCUCUGACCCUGGAGUGUUAAGUCCCUGUUGAAUCCCUCCUUGCGUUACAGAGGUGGGGUUGAGUCAGGUCUGGGAGUGGGGCCUCCAUCCCCUGAGCUGUGAGGUCUGUGACCCCCCCCCCCACCUGUGUCACAGAGCUGGGUCUGAGCUGGGGGUCUGUGUGGGGGUUGCACCCCAUUGCGAUGAAGUUCUCGAUCCCCUCCCUGCGCCAUAGACUCGGGUUUGAACUGAGUGCAUGAGUGGGGACCACGAGGUUCAUGAUCCCCUCCCGGCGGUGUCGCAAAGCCAGGGCGCAUUUCACUCCUCCGUCUCAUGUUACAGAGCUUGUCACAGGCCUUCCUUUGAUCCCACAGCAGCUCCAGGGCAAGGCAGAGCCUUUCACUCCAAAGCCGUCCUCUCCUCCGUCCCUCUGCCAACAGGGCUGGUGGAGAUGGCAUAUGCGACUGUCAGGGCCGCCAAUUUCACUUGGAUGUAUUCCUGGAGGAUUCAUCACAUGACAUAAUCGUUCAUUAAAGAUUAAUCUUUAAUUCCUGGAGACGCCAGGACAAUCCUGGAGGGCUGGACCCUAGCCACGGUGUUGCGGUGCCAUGGGGAAAUUACUCACACACUGCUCCGCCCGCCCCGGGCUGCAAUUGGCUCUGAUGUGAUGUAGCAGAGAGAGAGAGAUGCUGCAAGAAGAGCAUCAUUUCUGCAUCCCUCCACUUCCCCACCCCCUCCCAGCUUCAUCCUGGCACUUGCUGGUGGCUUUUGUCCUGGCAUGUGAUUGCAUCCUCCCUCCGCCCCCCUCGGUUUUGCCUGGUUUCCUUUCCCCCUGCCCUGCGGAGUAGAAAUGGUACAGUCCUUUCUCCAGCAGACUGGUAGCUCGUGGAUGUUGCUGGAACAUAAGAGCAUCAGCACAGGCUGCAGAGGCUGGCUUGACUGCAGCGAGCAAACCUCUCACCAGGCCGGCACAAGAGAGGCAAGAGGCGUUCUCUCUGCUGCUGCUGCUGCUGCUCCUAGUGCUCUGCACAAGUGUCGGUGCACAACUGUCAGUGUCCCAAGCAGGAGAGCAUCACCCGUGAGGCACGAUGACCCAAGGGAAGCUCUCUGUGAAUAACAAGCCUCCUAACUCCGAGGGACAGCAGGGACAGGGAGAGAAAAAGGAUAAUGCGACUGCCCCAUCGGCACCCCCGACGUAUGAGGAAGCAACUUCAGGGGAAGGGAUGAAAACGGAGGUGUUCUCCCCUCCACCGUCUGUGCCCCUCCACCCCAGCUGGGCUUAUGUGGACCCCAGUGCCAGCCCAAACUACGGCAGUGGAGGGUACCCCGGGGACACGGAGCUACUCACGACCUUCAACUGGGAUGACAAAAACGUGCGCAGAGUGUUCGUCAGAAAGGUCUAUGCCAUUCUUAUGCUCCAGCUGUCUGUCACAGUCAGCAUUGUGGCUCUCUUCACCUUCUGUGAGCCAGUCAAAGGUUACGUCCAGUCAAACCCAGCCUGGUACUGGGCUUCCUAUGCCGUGUUCUUUGUGACAUACUUGAUCCUGGCUUGCUGCUCCGGACCCAGGAGGUAUUUUCCAUGGAACCUGAUCCUCUUAAGUGUCUUUACUCUCUCCAUGUCCUAUCUCACUGGAAUGCUCUCCAGCUAUUACAACACGACGUCGGUUCUCUUGUGCCUGGGGAUCACAGCCUUGGUGUGUCUUUCCGUCACCAUCUUCAGCUUCCAGACCAAGUUUGACUUCACCUCCUGCCAGGGCGUUCUCUUCGUCAUGCUCAUGGUGCUGCUCUUCAGUGGGAUCAUCCUGGCCAUUCUCCUCCCCUUCCAAUAUGUGCCGUGGCUCCAUGCUAUAUAUGCCGUGCUGGGUGCGAUUGUCUUUACUAUGUUCCUGGCAUUCGACACACAGCUGCUGAUGGGGAACCGCCGGUACUCACUGAGCCCGGAGGAAUACAUCUUUGGAGCCCUCAAUAUCUACCUGGACAUUGUCUACAUCUUCUCCUUCUUCCUCCAGCUCUUCGGCUCCAGCCGGGAGUAAGCGCAGUGAGAAAGCGUCUGUCCUCACCUGGCAAAACAGAAAAAUGUUAAAAAAACAAAACAAAAAAAAGAGGGGGAAAAGAUAGCCAACCUUUCUGGUCCCUUUGCCAGCUCCUUUCCAUCUACUGAGCAACCCCCUGGUUCCUUCUGCAGCUUGUACAUAUGCUGUUAGCCCUUUGUGACCCAGAAAGCAAACUGGGGUGGAAAUGCUAGACGUCCUCCCACCCCCUGAAAUCAAACCAAAGCAGAGUCGGUAGUGCCGGUGGGGCAGCAGGCUGGGCUCUCCCAUUUGCAAAGGUCACUAGGGUUCCCCAUCUGGCUUCGGCACAUUAUUGCAUGUAGGUACGUUACCGUGUGUGCUAUUGGGAUGCAAAGCCCGGCUGUGAAAGGGAAAAAGAUGGGGGUUGGGAAUUUGUUUGGGUCCUGGCAGGAGAACUAGCAGCUGGACAAAAGAAGGGAGUAGGUUAGGGUUCCAGGACUGCCUAGGUAUCCACCUUCCCUCUCUCCUGCCUCCAUGCACAAUCUGAGUCAUGUGAUUACAGUACAGUCGCAGCCCAGAAAUGAAUGGCACCUCUUGGCAAUCUCGCUAGCAGACAUCUACUUGGUGCGAGAACAGCAGCUCUCCAUCAGAGCAGCCCCCUAAGAGACAUCCCCAGCACCCUCCAGGCCUUCCUGUGUCUCCUUUCUACCAGACCACAAAACUGAGAACACUCUUUCCUCCCAUAAUGCCUCCCAGGCCAGGCUGAUCACUGAUGUGGGACUCACCUACCCAGCCAGCUGCCUCAGGGGAUGAGUAGACUGGAGCUGUCUAAGGUGUGGGCCCCAGGCAGGAUUGCAAACAGGUGUCAAGGGGUCAUGAUACCAGCCUGCCCUUUCCAUAUCACUAAAUGUGGAGGGAGGCUAGGUCCCAGCUAGAUGGGUCCCAGGAUGGAGAAGGUUGAGAAGCAUCAGCCUAGGCAAAGCCAGGAUCCCAGUGUCCAUGAGGAAGAUGGUGAGAUUGGACAAAGACCCUAGGGGCUCAUAUGGACUCAUUAGUGUCCUACAGUAAUGGCCUCGAACUCUAGAUGCUCCAUCGUGCAGUGCGUCCGGGGUCACCACCACCACGAAUGCAGUUGUAUUGCUUGGUGAGCAUGCCCAGCUUGGAAGGGCAGAGAGGUGUCUGCACCACACCCCAGCGGUACUGCCCGGAUGCCUCCUAUGUGUGCUCCCAGCUUCAGAUUGGACAGCGGGUGCUGGAGAGGUCUUCUUUCUAACCACUGGAGAGCAUCACAUCCACCAGCAGGCUUGGGUGGCAUUAAUGCCGUUGAACAAGCUUCCCUGACCCCCCCGACUUCUGAGAUGCUGAAACUACGGAACUUGUAAACACUGACAUCACGUGAGUCACCCAAGAAUGGGGUGCCAGCUGCAGGCACCCUAAAGCUGGAUCUCCAUGCAAUUGCCAGGCCUGCUACCUGUCAGCUGGCACGAAGAACCAGGUGUUUCUCGCACUACCCUCUGCUGGUGAGCAGAUGUUUCAUCACCUCUCCACGGAAGGCACUUAGUACUCAAGAAAAAAUAGCUGACCUGCGGCCUGCCGCCAAGGAGGCAGAGUCUGAUCAAAUUAGCAGGGACAGAACCAAACGAAGGAGGAGCUGUUGCAGUUGGACAAAAUACCGACAUCUCCAUUUUUAAAAGUCCAUUCUACCAACAUGAAUAACGUGGCAGAGGAGCUGAUCUAGGGUUAUCCUGCCCCAUUGUUGCACCUUCAGGGGAACCCAAUGCAGUUUUGAAGAAGGAAACUGGGGACUACACCCAGGAGUACCCAAGAAAUACCCACGUAAUUUAGUGAGGGCUGCCUAGGUGGCAUUUCGAGAAACCACUUGGAAUAGAGUGCCAGGUCUUAGUGCCCUGUGCCAGGUUGUAGGACAAAAAAGAGCUGUCCAGCUGACUCAUCCUGGCAGCCAGAUCAGGUGGAUCCUAUUAGCGCCAACCCAGGAUAUAAAAGGGAUUUUCGAGUGUCUCCCUGAGACAGAGAAAGCACUAGGGUCAGGGACAGAGGCAGUCCUUCAGGGAGAAUAGCAAAAUUCAGGAGCAAGCUCCGGUGACAAGUUUCUAUUUAUUGUUAUUUGAACAUAACAGUAGAGGGGGCCCUAGGAAAAAGGGUAAGUUUGGACUCAAGCCUGGGUGUGUGAGGCGAAAAGGGGGAAUGCCCAUGCUGCUGACACCGAGUGGCACCCUGAGAAAUGCCCACUAUCCAGAUGGAUUGCUGAGGAGCACCCAAGAACCGCCCAGGUGGGGCGCUCUCUCACAGAACUACCCUGAACUCAUGCUAUGAAAGGCCAGGUAGUGAAAGCAGCCCCUUUGCUAUUCAACUAUUCAAGUCCUCGAGUUCAGCUCCCCUGCCCUCCAAGCAGGGCUGCUUUUGGAUGCCUCCGAGUGCACCAGUAUCUGUUAAUAUCCCCCAUUUGGAAAUAAACUGGCUAAUUAACUGCAGGGCCCCAGGCUGAGAUAAGAUAAGAGGCAUUUAACUAGUAUUUAAAAGGCGAUCCUUCCCCCUGAUAGGGCCCUUUAUCUGAAAUCUCCCUGAGAAGACCAGGGCAUGUGCGUCAGCGGGUUGCUUCUAGCCAUUCCAAACCGCUGGAGGGGGAACCUGUGCCAAGCUCUCCAUACUGUACAUUCCUUCUCCGCUGCUCUCCGGCUUCCCAGGCGCGCACACACCUUCCACACAUGCCUCAGCCCCACGUUGAGUGAAGCAAAGGAAAGUUACUGUGCCCAGGGGUUGUAGGAAGUAAAUCUCGGGCUCCUUUCCUGCGCCGCUGCUGAUCCCCCGUGUUCAGAGAUAAUCGUGCUCUUCCCGCACCCCCUUUCCCUUCCAGUUCCAUAUUGCCUGAUCAAACUGCAUCACUUUUGUACACAAUCAGGACACGGUGCGGGCACUCAGAGGUCAGGGGGAUGGGCGUCUGUGGAAGGCCCCAUGGAGAGGGACUGGGAGAUGCUGCAAAGUGCAACCCCUCUGAACUUCGCAGUGGGAAUGGGGGAGAGUUGAUGGUGUUGUUCUGGAUUUACACCAGUGAUGGCAGAAAACAGGCUUUGGCCCCUCUGGGUUGUAUGGCGACAUGUCUAGUGUAGUCUGCAUCUGCAAGUGUAGCCAUGCCUUGAGUGCAGGGGGCUGGACCAGAUGAUGUCUCGAGGUCCUUUCCAGUUCUAUGAUUCUACGUCAGUUGGAGGUAUGGCUGCAGCUCAGGUAGGCAUACCUCUGCUGGCUUGAAUCGAGCUAGCAGGGUUAAAAACAGCAGUGAUGCCACAGUAGGACGGACCCCGUCAUGGGCUAGCAGCGUGAAUACUGGGUCAUUACCACUGUUUUUAGCUGGACUGGGUAGUUGAAGGCAGGCCUACCUGCCACCAUGACAGUAUAGACUAAUGCUGGGUGAGGAUCCUGAGAGAUCUGCCGGCAGAAAGUGGCAGCUAUUUACCCAAGUUAUAUUUCUUGGUCAUAAUAAUUAGCACUUAACGUCUUUAAAGCUUUUUACAAACAUAUAGGCCAAAAUCAUCAGCCAUGGCCAGUGAGUUUUAUUAUUAUUAUUUGUGUUGCAAUAGGUCCUGGAGCCCCCCUCACAGAUCAGGACCCUAUUGCUAAUGGAAGGUUAAGAUGCUAAGAGUUUGAUUCCCUUGCGUUCUGGGGAGAUCAAAAUAGCAGAAGAGAUCAAGUGCUGGCUGCAGAAGCUUUCCAAGCCAGGACCCAGAUCACCGUGGCCCUGCGUCAUGAGUCUUCAUUUACAUCAGUGCAAAGUGGGCACGAAACACAGGUGUAAAUGGUGACACGUGGUGCGGGUUUAGCAGAGAAGCAGACCUGACUGCUACAAGGUGAAAGGAGACAGUUGGGUACAUACCAGUCCUGGCACAAUUUGCUUCUCAACAUAUUUGCCUUGCCCGUCUCCUCGAGAAUGAGUUCUUACAAAAUACAACCCCAAUCCACAGAUUCAUUUAUUUAUGAAAUUCCUAUGGCUUGCAAACAAAGCAAAUAGGCUGUUAUAUAUUGUUGCAAAUCCAUGAUCACAUUGGCUCUUCCUAGAUGUUGCUGUACUGCACACAGUGGCCAUUUAGAACUUCACGGCGACAGUAGGGAUAGAACAUGGAUCUUUCUAGUCCAAAAGCCCAACCCCUUGGGCUAAAGGAGAAUCUUCAUUAGCUGCUGGCAGUGUAGGACCUAUGAUACACAGUUGAAUUCUGUUUCUAUCUGCAGAGUGCGGUGGUGCACAUAUGUAUUAGCUGGGUCAGUGCAAUAUCUUGCACAGGAUACUGUAACCCUUAAAACAAUACAGAGAGGAGGGUGGAGGAAGGGAAAUAAGUGCCCUGACCAAGAAAAUUAUUGAGCACUUGGAAACGGGACAGAUGCAAUUGCAGGGGAGAAAUUGUCUGGAUAUCCCCCUCACUCAUUCCCUAGCCGAACCCUCUCUGCAAGGAUCUUAGCAUAAACUGAAAUCACAGUUUCCCUCAUUAUCUACCCCCAGAGAGCUACUGCAGAGAGGGGCAAAUGCUUCCCUCUGCACCUACGCCAGGGCUGAUUUUUAAGGCUUUAGCAGCCUCCUGAGUUGCAGUCUUCCAGCCCAAGAAGGACCCGGAUCUGGAUACUCAUAUACGUCAGGGAAAAGUUCAGCUCCAGGUCCAAACUUUGCAGCUGCCUCCUACCUCUACAAUGGGUAGAAUCGGAACCCUGAAUCCAAAUGCCUCCUGGAUUUUGGGAGAAAUUUGGAUCUGGCUCCAGGUUCAAACUUUGCCCCCUCUCCCUAGAAUCAGCUUGAUCCAAACGCCAGGUAUACUUUGGGAGAAGUCCAGAUCCUGAUCCCCACUUGGCCCUAUCUCUUCUGCAGCGUGGAGUGAUUCGCCUUUCACUACCAAGGCCUGAGUUGCAGCUUCUGCUCCGGCUCCCCCUGUUUUCCAGUGGGAAACACCUGCAUGGCACCUGCUAGUCUCUCUCCAGGGGAAAACAAUGGAACCAAAAUAGCUUGCUGCCCCUUUGUGUUCCUUGGUGGAAUUGCAGGGGCUCCCAUCCUUGCAUGUUCUGUCUGGUCGCUGCUGCUGCUGCUUAGCCUCCCCUGUGGAUUGCAGCCGAUCCAGCUCUCCAAGCAAGGCCCCGAUCCUGUUCCCCAUUGAAGCCAGCAGCAAAAGUCCUCGGUGCUCGGAUACAACAGGGAUGAGGAAGGAGUUAGCACUGAGCAAGACGAAGCCUCCGUUGGUUUCAGUGAUGCAGGAGAGGGGCCCUCAGGGGGACCCAUCAGAGGGCAAGGGCUGGGUUUUCCCUAGGUGGGCUUGGGUGAGGCGGGAUUGUGUGUCUCCAUCCGCACAGCUCCCCUUGCUAUGUCCUUGUGCUCUAUCCUCAGAAUCCCAGCUCCGCCUGUGACCCGCGUACUCCUCCCUCCUUCCAUUCCUUUGAUUUCCUUGUAAAUAAAAUUUUGUAUUUUCUCUGGACAUUGCUAAUAAAUUGUUGCAAA
Messenger RNA from Gopherus evgoodei (Goodes thornscrub tortoise), 7642 nucleotides. It is a transcript of the gene FAIM2, whose product is annotated as Fas apoptotic inhibitory molecule 2. Bases 1228 to 2172 code for a protein of 314 amino acids. The transcript is spliced from 12 exons. The record is from RefSeq and is a predicted model, not a curated record. Gene Ontology annotation, biological process: negative regulation of apoptotic signaling pathway. NCBI's taxonomy places the organism in Eukaryota, Metazoa, Chordata, Testudines, Testudinidae. Gene Ontology annotation, cellular component: membrane; endoplasmic reticulum; Golgi apparatus.